Messenger RNA from Nelumbo nucifera (sacred lotus), 2086 nucleotides. RefSeq names its product putative disease resistance protein RGA3. NCBI's taxonomy places the organism in Eukaryota, Viridiplantae, Streptophyta, Magnoliopsida, Proteales, Nelumbonaceae. The record is from RefSeq and is a predicted model, not a curated record.
AAAUGACUCUUUCAAUCACUUGCUGUGGAAUUCGUUCUUUCAAAAUGUAAAGAAAAACGAGUAUGGAGACAUAGAAACAGUGAAGAUGCAUGAUCUUGUUCAUGAUCUUGCACAACAUGUUUCCAAGGCCGAAUGCUUAACCUCUGUUGAGAACAGAGAGGUUGAGGAUGUUACUGCUACUUCUGCUGUUAAGGACGAAAAGGUUGAGGAGUUGACUGUUACUUCUGAUGUUCGACACUUGUCUGUAUACGCUCCAAAUUUACCAAAAAUAUUAGAAGUCUCAGAAUCAUAUGAGGCGAACAAGCUGCGAACAUGCCUUUUGUGGCUUAGUUUUGAUGAUCUUAUGCAAGUUUCCGACUUACUUGAAGAUUUUUCUGUUCAAAUGCUUUUGAAGUUUAAGUGCCUGCAUGUAUUAGAUUUGGUGGGCAUCACUCAGUUGCCAUCAUCAAUCGGAGAGUUCAGAUUAUUAAGAUACCUAGACCUUUCAGAGAACCAAUGUCGCACAUUACCCGAGUCAAUCACCACUCUCUUUAAUCUACAGACACUAAGGCUCUGGAAUUGCAGGAAGCUUAAAGUGCUUCCCAAAGAGAUGAGAAAGCUUAUUAACCUGAGACAUCUUGAUCUAUUUGGAUGUAUUAGCUUGCAGGAGAUGCCAAUCGAGAUGGGGAGAUUACGUUGCCUCCAGACGUUACCCAUGUUUAUAGUGGGUCGGGACAUUGGACAAGGUAUUGAAGAGUUGCAACACCUAACAAACCUUAGAGGUCUAUUAGCAAUUACAAAUCUCGAGAACACCAGUAGUGCAAAGAGAGCCCAGGAUGCAAAAUUGGAGGACAAGCAGAAUAUCCAGCGAUUGGAUUUGGAAUGGUGCAGGACAUUCGGUAGCAACACUAAUGAUGAUGUGCCUGAUGAUGAUGUACUGGAAGAGCUCCAACCACACCCAAAUUUGAAGGGGUUGCAAAUUAGUAAUUUUUGGGGCAGUAGAUAUCCUCGGUGGAUUAGGGAGAUUGACUCAUUUCUUCCCAAUUUGGUCGGAAUAUCUCUCCAUGGAUGCUUGAGAUGGGACAAUGUUCCCACACUUGGUCAUCUAAAAUUGCUUAAGAUUCUUGACCUACAUCAGAUGAAAUUUAGACGUAUCCAAUUCCAUGGAGUCAGCAGCAGUAAUACUGGUAGUGUAGGUGGUGGUGACAACGAAGCAACAACAAACACAUUGUUCCCAUCGUUGAAAAACUUGUGGCUGACAGACAUGCCUAUGUUAAGACAGUGGAUGGAAGCUUCUACCUGCUCUUCCUCUUUCCCUUGCCUUGAGAAGUUAAUCAUCAAGAAGUGCCCAAUGUUUACAGUGACACCAAAUUGUCUGCUUCCUUCUCUCAAGAUAUUGCGGAUUGAAUCUUGCAAUGCCAGGUUAUUAAAUGAAGGAUCAUUUGCAGCCAAUCUUACCUCUCUUACUUCCCUUCAAAUAAGUGAGUGUGAAAACCUUACAGUUUUACAGGAAUGGCUACUGAUGAACAACAAAAAUUCCCUCCGCCAUUUGACCAUAACAAAAUGUCGCAUGCUGGAGGCUAUUCCCAGGGAAAAGCUACAAGUCCUUACAUCUCUCAAGAUGUUGAGGAUAAUUGAUUGCCGGCCUAUGCCUGAUAUUUUAUGCCUGGAAGAUCUUCAAAUGUCGGAGAUCAGAAAAUGAUCUUGAAAGAUUGAGAGCUGGGCAAAGAAUUUCGGCUAUCUAGAGUCGACGGAGCUGUCAAUAAGGCUCUCCUCCCUACCAUCCCCAUGUUAGUUCACAGACUCCUUGUAACGGUAUCAGUUUUAGAUGCGUUAUAGGGAAAACUAACGUGUCAUGCAGAAGGAGCCCUGUUGACAGCCCAGGCUGUCACAUGGACAGAAAGAGAUUUCUCGGGUUUUCUCGUGUUCAAAGGUCACACACUGCAAAGAUCUGUUAAGCGUGUCCUCUCCAUCAUUUCCCACUUUCCUUCAUUUUGUAAUGAUUGCUCCAUUGGAAGAAUCAGAGACUCAGAAUAUUAAGCAACGCAAACUCUUAUUUGGCAGCGCAGAGAAACAGAGAAGACAGAAGGGAAAAGAAACGAGGCUA